Messenger RNA from Diplodia corticola, 1956 nucleotides. Its product is annotated as heterokaryon incompatibility protein. The transcript has a single exon. Lineage: Eukaryota; Fungi; Ascomycota; Dothideomycetes; Botryosphaeriales; Botryosphaeriaceae. The coding region runs from base 1 to 1956 and encodes 651 amino acids. The record is from RefSeq and is a predicted model, not a curated record.
AUGUCGGCCACCCCAGUCUCACAGGAGUUCUCUUUGAGGACUCCAAAGUCCUAUCACACCUCGUCAGACGAGGUCUUUGAGCUGGCCCACAGUUGGAUUGCGGGCUGCAAAUGCGCAAGCUCUUGGGAGCCAGGAGCAAUUCGGCACAAACGCUACCCGAAAAGGCUCAUCGAUAUCCAGGAGCUGAGAGAGGCAAACGGAGUGAAGAUCGGCCAGGACUUUACUUUUCUGUCCAAGACUUCCAUCCUCGACCACUUCAAAGUCAAGCUUGUCGAGGAGGAUGCCGAAACACUAAAGGCCCAGAGGUACAACAGAUUCGUGACCUUGAGCCAUUGCUGGGGCCGCCCGAAAAGCGUCCAAGGCCAGCUCAAGCUCACCAGCCGGACCGAGAAGAAGUUCAAGGGCGAGGGAAUAGAGCUCGGAGCCUUCACCAAGAGCUUUCGCGACGCAAUCCUGUUUGCCUGCCGUCUUGAAGGAGUUGGCUACGUCUGGAUCGACUCCCUCUGCAUCAAACAGCCGAGCUCGUUUCCGGGCGACGACCCAAAGGACGCCGAGAGGGAUUGGCUGGAGCAGUCUCGCGUCAUGGGCGAUGUCUACCGCGAGUCGUAUCUCAACAUCUCCGCCACUGCUGCUGUAGACGGAGACAAGGGGCUCUUCUUCCCUCGCCACCCCGACCACCUUUGGGAAGACGAGAUCAACCUGAACCUCGUUGGCCUUCCCGGCCAUGAACCAUCGCCCCCAAAAUCAAACGAGGGAGACUACUAUCCCGACAUGCCUCUGCAAAAAAAGGAAUCCGGAAAAGACCAUCUGAGGCGCUGCACCAUUAUCGACGUUGCCUUCUGGGAAGACUUGGUCGACAAUGCUCCGGUCAACAAGCGAGCCUGGGUCCUGCAGGAAAGGCUGAUGGCUCCGCGCGUUCUUCACUUUUGCGCCAACCAGAUCGCUUGGGAGUGCGCCGAGUUCGAUCGUACCGAAGGCCAUUCCGAGUGCGUUCCGCCAUACAAGGUCAAACUCGGAGAAAUCGUGCAAGAGGGCAGAUUCAAGAGCCUGGACCCGGACAAGGACGGCCUGGCCCUACGUGAGAUCCGACUGAAUGGCUUCAAAGACCCCGACGAGGGGUUGGAAAACGUUUACGUCUAUGAGCUGUGGAAACGCAUCGUCGAGGCCUAUUCGAAAACUAAGCUGACCAUGUCGAGGGACAAGCUGAUUGCCCUCUCCGGAAUCGCCAAGUUGAUCCACACCACGUACCUUCAAAACGUCGAAUACGUUGCCGGCAUGUGGGACCAAUAUCUCGAGAGCCAGCUCUUGUGGCGCGUCGAGCCCGUCUUCAAAGACGGCUUGUUCGAGAACCACUCGACCCGUGAUCCCACAAGGGCUCCAUCGUUUUCGUGGGCAACUCUCGAUGUUCCUCAGGGCAUUGUAUACGGCGAAGCAACAGACUACAACGGAUGCAAUGACGAGCUUCUGUUCAAAGUCAUCAGCUGGCACCUGCCGUACACGGAUGAGAAUGGCAAGUAUGACCGAUUCGGCCUGCUCAAGAACGAGAACAAUGCCGGCUUCAUCGAGCUCAAGGUGAAAUAUCUCCGGAAGAUACAUCUGCGAAAGCUCGAGCUGCCUCGCAGGGUUCCCUAUGGUUGGUGGCUGGACGACAGCGGUCCGUUCCGGCCAUUUGACCCGACGAGAAGAGAGCAUACCAACGUGUACCUGGACGCUCCCGACUCGGACGUGGACAUCUUCUCCGACAAAGCAGAGUUGUACUGCAUGCCUGCCGCGUUUGGAGAGCGGACUGUCAAGAAGACAUCACGAUAUCUCAUGUGUCUUCUGCUGCAGAAGCUGGACGAUGACAGAAACUUCAAGCGGAUCGGACUGACAAAACUCUCAAACUACGCUGAUGCAAAAGGGCAGAACGCGCUUCAGAAAGGGGACCAGAGGGAACAGACCAUACGCAUCAGAUGA